UUAUCAGUUCACUCUUCUUUUCCGUUUCGUUUGUUCGAUUCAUUCGCCCCCCCCCCCACACACACACACUUACUUCACAAAUGUCUGGCAGCAGCGCCGGGAGCAGUCCAACAGCUCUCGAUCGUGUGCACUUUGACACUGUCGAGCAGCCCCACUCGCCUCAGGCGUUCGACCCAAUCCCGGAUUUGCCGCUCUCCCCUACGCUGCUCGCCCGUGGCGUGUCUGUCUCUGGCUUUGAGACGACCGACGACGAAAGUGACAGUGAUGAUAAUAGCAGUAAUAACAAUCAUAAUCAGCGUGAUCAUCCUGGCCAUGACUCGAGCUCUGAGACGACUGAGACUGAGAACGGUCCGUCUGAGACUGUUCAUCAGAGCGACCUGUUUGGCACCCGGCAGAGUAGCAGCAUCAGCACAUCCACAGAGUCUACUGGGCUGCACUCGUCCGCUGAUGCUGAUGGUCGGCUGCUGCUGAGCCCGCUCAAGCAGUCGCACUCUGUGCCCUUGCCAACGUCAAUCCAGCCACUGGCCACCACCACUGCUGCUGCUGCUGCUGCUACUACUACUGCUACUACUACUGCAUCUGCUGGCAAUCAACACAACGCCAAUGCGCACGGCCCGCACGGCCCGGCCAAGAUCCGCAAGUCCGCGUCGCUGGGCAGCAGACCCGCGUCGGCAGCCAACUUGCGCAGAGUCGCCGCGUCGGGCCAGAUGCGAGUGUCAGCCGCGCAGACGCAGUUCCAGGGUACUGGCGGACAUGCACUCGCACGACGGCGAGGCAGCCAAAGCCAUGCCGCCGAUGCAGCUCCCGCGGUCGGGGGAUCGGACUCGCUACGUCGCCGCCGGAUACGUGCUGGCGCAGCCGCCAACAACGCACACGCACAGUCCGAGCAGGAUCGGAGUCACCAAGAAGACGACGUUGGCGAAUUCGUAGCACCAGCAAAACCGCUGUCGUUCGUCUCGUACAUGACUGCCGAGCUCACGCGAGGAUACCUCCUGGAAAGCGACGCCGUUCACUAUGCUGCGAAGCGCGAUCGCGUCUACACGACCCUCCAAAUUCCAUUCCAAGUCGAGCGCGUUAUCAUGUUUGGCUCGUUUCUCUGCUUGGACUCGUUUCUCUUUGUGUUCACCUUUCUGCCAGUGCGCAUUCUGAUUGCGCUGCUUACGUUCCUGCGAUCUCUCUUCACGAAACGACCUGGAAUGGACGCCUCUCAAGUGUGCGACGUGCUUCGUGGAGUGCUCGUAUUGACGUGUUGCGUUGGACUCGAGUUUAUGGAUUCAUCCCGCCUCUACCACUCUAUUCGAGGGCAGUCAGUCAUCAAGCUCUACGUGAUUUACAACAUGCUAGAGAUUGUCGACAAGCUUUGCUGCUCCAUCGGACAAGACAUCUUGGACUCGGUGUUUUGGACUGCCACCGAGCCGUCACGUCCGAGAGGGCAGCACGUGAUGGGCACGUUGCCGCACUUGCUGCUCGCCAUCAUUUACGUUUUCGGCCACGCAGUCAUCAUCUUUUACCAAGUGCUGACGUUGAAUGUGGCCGUCAAUUCGCACAGCUCGGCACUGUUGACGCUCCUCAUCUCCAACCAGUUUGUGGAGCUGAAAGGCAGCGUCUUUAAAAAGUUUGAGGCGCAUAGUCUCUUCCAAAUGACCUGCAGCGACAUGGUGGAGCGCUUCAGUCUUGCCGUGUUCUUGGUCAUGGUGGCUGCUCGCAACAUGUCCGAGCUCGGCUGGGACACGUCGUACCUGGUGAACACGCUCCUGAAGGACUUGAUUGCCGUCUACAUUUCCGAGUGCGUGCUUGACUGGGUGAAGCAUGCCUUCAUUACCAAGUUUAACAAGAUUGACUCGAGCGUCUAUCGCAAGUACAAGACGAUUCUGUGCAAGGAUUUGGCGAGUUCUCGUCAUUGCAAUACCAUGAUGGACCAGUCGCACCGAGUUGCUCGACGCAUUGGAUUUGUGGCUCUUCCAUUAGCAUGCGUUGUCUUCCGGACAUUUUCCUAUUCAAUCCCAAUCCCUCCUGGCAUGUACGGAGCGGUGGUCGCUAUCCUGGCCUAUCUCAUCUUGAUGGCGUUGAAAGUCCUCGUGAGCAUUGUGCUGCUCGGGCAGGCAUGUGAGCACUGGCGGCAACAUGCAACCGACAAUCUCGCCUUGUUGCUCCAGAAUGCUCCUCCAACGAAAUCAUCCGCCGCGAACGCCGCAGCAGGGGUUGCGUCCGAUGUGCCCGAGGCCCAAUAGCGCCUGUACUUUGUUUGCUUCUUGUUGAUUCAUUGUCUCUUGUGACUAGUGUCCAAUAUGACACUACACGCCUCUAUCUCUCUCUCUCUCUCUCUGAGAUGUCAUGACUUGGCUCAGUCCACUUUUGUCGCCCAAUUUUCAUUCGCGCAUCCACG
Messenger RNA from Capsaspora owczarzaki ATCC 30864, 2386 nucleotides. RefSeq lists its product as hypothetical. Gene Ontology annotation, cellular component: ciliary basal body; endoplasmic reticulum membrane. Gene Ontology annotation, biological process: positive regulation of cilium assembly; maintenance of protein localization in endoplasmic reticulum. Bases 81 to 2231 code for a protein of 716 amino acids. Lineage: Eukaryota; Filasterea; Ministeriida; Capsasporidae. The transcript has 7 exons. The record is from RefSeq and is a predicted model, not a curated record.